AUGACUCGCAGUCGCACUCGCUUGACCUCGAAGUCGAGACCUAAGGCGCCUCUCCAAUUAGAAAAGACCGUGACGAUCGCGAAUCGCGUCCUCCCAGUGUCUCCCGUGUUGAACACGCUCUUCCUGUUCAUGGCUGAGCGCCAUGCAAUUCACCAACGCCGUCUCGCAGGCGAGCCAUACCCGUGGACUGAAGAUCCUAUCUUGCUCAAAUACCCCUUCACGAAUGUCUUCCGUAUAUUUGACCGCAUGACGCAGUAUAUUCUGCAGAAUGUGGUCAACAAGGGCGACAAUACCUUAAUGGAGUCGGUCUUUCGGGUGACACUCUUCCGCCUCUUUGCGAGGACGUCCACGUGGGAGCUGCUGCAAGAUCGCCUGGGCGAGUUGACAUGGCGCGACUUCGAUAUCGACGUUUAUACGGAUAUCCUUCGCGACGCGAACGAGGGUGGUGUCAGCCUGUACGGCUGCGCGUACCUCAUGCCAGCACCUAAACUCGGCGGCGACAGAAAUUAUAUAAAUCACCUCCGCCUACUGCAAAUCAUGAUGCAGGUAGAUUUGCCCGGACAGCUCAAGAAAUGCGCCUACCUCAAGGACGCGUACGGGCGCAUUUCCCUUUUCCCCAGCCUGGGGAAUUUUCUUGGGUACCAACUCCUCCUCGACAUUAACAUGAUCCCCCAGCUGUCCUUCCCCGAGAAUUGGGCCACGUGUGGUCCUGGGGCACAGGACUGCCUCAAAAAAAUAUUCGGCCCCGGCGUGCAGGGCAUCGAAGGGCGGGCCCUCGAAUAUCUGCACUAUACCCAAGACAUCCACUUCGCACGCGUCGGCAUCCCGAGCUCGCGCCGCCCGCGCAUCGCGCCAGACGCGCUCCCCGGCGUGUCCGUCGUCGACCUUGAGCACUCGUUGUGUGAGUGCGAGAAGUACUCGCGCGCGAUGCACCCUGAGAUCAAAGGCAAACGGACGAACGUCUCCCGCCAUCGAGCGGGCGGGGGCUGGGAGCCCAGCCGCGAGCCGCUCACGGCUGAGCUUCCCCGCCGCUGGCUGUCCUCCGCCAUGCGGGCUAAGCCCGUCAAGCCCCUCCCACCCGUAGAUCCUACCGAACCCGAACCGUCCUAUCACGUCUCCCACAUUGUGGGCACUCUGUACCAAGUUCGUUGGCUCGGAUACGGACCAGAGGAGGACAUGUGGCUCGAAGAAAAGGAGCUGUGUAAUGCACUGGAAGUAUUGAAGGAAUGGUCUGACUUCAAGGCUGUCAUCGCUGCCAAAGUCUCUGCUUUUCAGGCUACUGAAACUCGAGGGAGGCUAUGA
This is a messenger RNA of Heterobasidion irregulare TC 32-1, 1302 nucleotides long. RefSeq lists its product as uncharacterized. Bases 1 to 1302 code for a protein of 433 amino acids. NCBI's taxonomy places the organism in Eukaryota, Fungi, Basidiomycota, Agaricomycetes, Russulales, Bondarzewiaceae. The transcript has 3 exons. The record is from RefSeq and is a predicted model, not a curated record.